Messenger RNA from Mollisia scopiformis, 1302 nucleotides. Its product is annotated as mitochondrial ferrochelatase-like protein. The transcript has 3 exons. The record is from RefSeq and is a predicted model, not a curated record. Bases 1 to 1302 code for a protein of 433 amino acids. NCBI's taxonomy places the organism in Eukaryota, Fungi, Ascomycota, Leotiomycetes, Helotiales, Mollisiaceae. Gene Ontology annotation, molecular function: protoporphyrin ferrochelatase activity. Gene Ontology annotation, biological process: heme biosynthetic process.
AUGGCUUUCCGCAAUCCAGUCUCUCAGUUCGCCAAAAGAGCAUCUCCGUCAACGAUAUCCAGAUUAACGAGUACUCCGACAUCUUCAUUAUGGCAUCGAAGCAGUGCGGAUCAAUUGCGGAAUUUUGCGACACCAGUACCUCCUGUAACCCAAGAUGCGACGAGCUCAAAGGGGGCUACAGCAAUGGUCUUUAUGAAUAUGGGAGGUCCAUCAACAACCGGCGAAGUUAAGGAUUUCUUGAGCAGGCUCUUCGCCGAUGCAGAUUUGAUACCCCUCGGACGAUUCCAAAAUUAUCUUGGACCUCUAAUCUCGAGCCGUCGAACUCCCAAGAUUCAAAAGCAGUAUGCAGAAAUUGGUGGCGGAUCUCCAAUUCGCAAGUGGUCGGAAUAUCAAGCUGCGGAGAUGUGCAAGAUUUUGGACAAGAUCUCGCCAGAGACAGCUCCUCACAAGCCAUACGUUGCAUUUCGAUACGCCAAUCCGUUGACGGAGGAAAUGUACAACAAGUUAUUAGAGGAUGGAUUUGGUGGCGGGAAAGGUGGACGAGCCGUUGCGUUUACACAAUACCCACAGUAUAGCUGCUCGACGACAGGAAGUAGCUUAAACGAAUUAUGGAAGUGGAGACAAAGACUUGAAGGAAAGGGUGAGGGCGAUUUGAAUGGUGCUAACGAUGGAAGCAUCAACUGGAGUGUGAUUGAUCGAUGGCCGGUACAUCCGGGAUUGGUUGAUGCAAUUGCUCUUAAUAUUGAGGACAAGCUUGCUGAGUAUCCCGAGAGCGAGAGAGAUGAUGUGGUUUUACUGUUCUCGGCUCACAGCUUACCAAUGGAUGUGGUCAACAGAGGAGAUCCAUAUCCUGCUGAAGUUGCUGCCACUGUCAAUGCAGUGAUGCAUCGACUAAAACAUUCUCAUCCUUACCGUCUAGUUUGGCAGUCACAAGUCGGACCUAAGGCAUGGCUAGGUGCUCAGACCAGCGACACGGUCGAGAACUACAUCAAGAAGGGCCAGAAGAAUAUGAUCCUCAUCCCAGUAGCGUUUACAUCUGACCAUAUCGAAACUCUCUACGAGCUGGACAAGGAAGUCAUUGGAGAGUCAGGCCAUGCUGAUACUAUCAAACGAUCAGAGAGCUUGAAUGGCCACCCAGUGUUCAUUCAAGCUUUAGCAGAUAUUGCUAAGUCACAUUUAGACAGCGGAGAGGUCUGUAGCAAGCAAAUGGGGCUGAGAUGUCCAGGAUGCAAGAGUGAGAGAUGUGCCGAGAGCAAAAAGUUCUUUGCAGGCCAAGGCGCAGGUGAGACCUUUGCAGUCUAG